AGGCUCUGCGCAUGCGCCUCCUGUGGUAGAGCACAAGCCUGCCGUCAUCAUGGCCAGCGCUAAUGUAGGACUAUGCCUGGGGAGGAGGCUGUGGCAGUGAAGCAGGAUUCCCUCUCCCCAGCCCGUAUGGAUGCUAUGAGCUCCAGGAAUCCCCACUGCAUUUCUGCAUCUGUAAGAACCUGCAUUUUUUGCUGCAAAGCAUCAGGACAUUGACCCCUGCAGCAUGCUGACUCAGCAGCAGUCCCAGCGCACUGAGAUCCAAGCUGCAGAUUCAACGGGUUCAUUUAACAAAAGAAGACGAAAUUCCGUUCUUGUUACCGUUACCCUUCUCAUUGUAUCCAUAUUAAUUUUUGCCGUGGGUCUGGCUGCCACAACCAGAACGGAAAAUGUCACAGUUGGAGGAUACUACCCAGGGGUCAUCCUCGGGUUUGGAUCUAUUCUUGGGAUAAUUGGAUCCAACUUAAUAGAAAACAAGAGGCAGAUGCUUGUUGCAUCUAUAGUUUUUAUCAGCUUUGGAGUGAUUGCAGCUUUUUGUUGUGCAAUUGUGGAUGGUGUUUUUGCUGCCAGACAUUUAGACCUCAGACCUCUUUAUGCAGGGAAGUGUAGUUACUUUACAACAACACAGGGCGAUGAUACAACACAGGUGACGUGCCAGCAACCUGUCCGUGGCUGUUUCCUGAAGAUAAAAAGCAACACAUGUUACUGCUGUGACUUAUAUAACUGUGGGAGACUUGGAGUGUCAGGUUUGUAUUAUGAAUAUAUUGAUGUCAGAAGUUGCCAAGAUGUUGUGCACCUCUACCACUUGCUCUGGUCGGUAACUAUACUGAACAUUGUGGGUCUAUUCCUUGGAAUCAUUACAGCUGCUGUACUCGGAGGAUUCAAGGAUAUGAACCCAACUAUUCCUGCCAUUACAUGUAUAUUGGAGACACCACGGCCUAGAGUGCAGUACAACACAAGACCACCAGUGCCCUCUUAUAAUACUUAUUACCACAGUACUCCACAUCUUCCACCUUACACUGCCUAUGACUUACAGCAUUCCACUGUCUUCCCAGCAUCUACUCCCUCUGGUUUGUCAGAUGACCCAAAUUCAACACAGUCAUCUUCCAGCUUGAUGUGGCCAUCCAAUGCACCACCUCGCUAUUCUCCACCUUACAUGCCACCAGAUGAAAAGCCACCGCCAUAUACACCGUGACCAUCAAGGAUCUUGUAAACUUAACUUGUCACCUCAGUAGAUCUUUAGGCAAAACACUAGCCAAAUACUAUAAUCUUUCCUAUUGAUAUGACACGCGUUGAGUAAACGUAUGUUUGUACAGAGUGAGUAGCGUUGUGUAAAUUGAUACAUGUGAGCAAACAUAUGCACGAUAUUCAAGAUACUACACUUAAUUAUGUUAGCCUUUUGGCCAUUUUGGAAAUAAAAUUUAGGACAUUUGGUGUGGCCAACUUGAAGAAACAAAGCAAGUCUGACCUUAAAGGAACAUUCACAAAUAAGUGUAAAAUUAAUCUUAUCAUGGAUCAUUAGUGUAUGCUGUCAAUGAUAUAUUCAUAUUAAUUGAAGGAUAUUGUAUUUUAAGUAACGAAAUGCAGUCAGUUUCUUUCCUUUAACCACUAUGUGGAAAUUCCCUUUACACAUUGACUCCUACUGCUAAUGCUUCAGCCUACUGAAGGAAAGUACCAACAAAAACAAAAGAAAACAAAAUCUUGCAAACAAAGUAAAUAUAAGACUCAAGAGGUUCCAUCCACAUCACUUUUUAAUUUGGAAUCAAAUCUACCUUUUUAUAUAUUUGACAAGGAAAACCUCUUGGGCAGAAAACAAGUUAACGCUUUGUUAUCCUGACUGACUAAUACUUUGAUUAUUCACUACAUUUUGAUUGCCAAUUUGAAGACCUAUCAUAGUUGUGCUAGCUACCAGGAAAGCCUAUUUUUUUUGCAAGUCAGCAUACCCCAUACGAAAGUAACCCAUAUUAAAGAAGUUGUUUACAUCGUAAUCUGGAAAAUCUAUUUUUAUGAGCUUAUCAGUAUUCUAGAAAGUUGGGAGCCAAUAAGCUCUCAUUGAAUUGUGCACCAUUGAUGCCUCUGAACUGUAAAAUUACUAUGUAAAUAUAGAAUGUUUAAAAAAAAAGCUAUUUCCUGUAAAUCAGCACUGUGAUUAUCACUUAAAGCCAUUGUGACUUUC
Molecule: messenger RNA, 2173 nt
Organism: Pelobates fuscus (common spadefoot toad)
Lineage: Eukaryota; Metazoa; Chordata; Amphibia; Anura; Pelobatidae
Gene: TMEM255A
Product: transmembrane protein 255A
Exons: 9
Coding region: 224-1192 (322 amino acids)
Source: RefSeq, a predicted model, not a curated record